AGCCAACUUAAUAGCCAAUUCAUACAAUAGUUAUAUACUACACUAUUAAUAUCUGUUCCCACCUGUCAUACAUACACUGCGUCUUGGAGUCCGUGCUACAGCUGGCUACAAAUCUGUAGCCCAUUGCCCUUCUCUCUCAUCUUUUAUCUCUUUAAAAUAUGUUUGCAGCUGGCUUAUAGCCUGCUAUUGUACCUGCUCUUAGGCUGUGUUUGAGGAAAAUGAGAUAGAGAAGAUUGGGAAGAUACGCAAAACGAGGUGAGUCAUUAGUACAUGAUUAAUUGAAUAUUAACUAUUUUAAACUUCAAAAAUGGAUUAAUGUGAUUUUUUAAAGCAACUUUUCUAUAGAAAAUUUUUGCAAAAAACGCACCGUUUAGUAGUUUGAAAAGCGUGCGUGCGGAAAACGAGUGAAAUCUCCCCUAUCUCUCCUGAAAGAACGCAGCCUUAGGCUGUGUUUGAGGGAGAGGAGAUUGAGAAGAUUGGGAAGAUACGGAAAACGAGGUAAGCCAUUAGCGCAUGAUUAAUUGAGUAUUAACUAUUUUAAACUUUAAAAAUAGAUUAAUAUGAUUUUUUAAAGUAACUUUCAUAUAGAAAUUUUUUGUAAAAUACGCACCGUUUAGUAGUUUGGGAAACGUGCGCGCGGAAAACGAAACAAACAUUCCCCCAUUUGUUCUCCAAACGAACGCAGCCUUAGUGUACAUCGAAUUGUCGUCAGCAGAAUUAAUUUGAAUGAUGAUCUAUCAAUGGAUCGAUCUGAUUAGUUUAGUUGCGUAAUACGCCACAGGCCAGCAGAGUAGUCAACUGGCAGCUAACAUACGUGUCACAUGACCAGUUAGCCGCAGUAGUCUUGAGCCGCCAAUUUGGAACUCUCUUGUGGUACUAGUAUAAAUUAAUUAUAUCGUGUGGAAAUUAUUAAGAUGAGACUGCAGCAGGCCAACAACCUGCAGAAUUCUUCUUCUUCCUCCAAUUCUUCUUAGCCUGGGUUUAUUUCACGCUUUCAAUUUUAGUUGAAAUUGAAACGAUGUGACGAAAAAGUUAGAAGUUUAUAUGAGUAGAAAAGUUUGAUGUGAUAGAAAAAGUUAAAAGUUUGAAAAAAAAAUUAGGAUCUAAACACGGUGUUACGCUUUUACGCGUACAACGACCGGCCACCUGCAGUACAUGCUGACCAUGUAAUAUACUAUAAUUUGCAAUUAAGCAGGCAAGCAGGUGUAAAUAAGCUUAAUUACUAUUUGAAAAUUAUAUUAUUACUUAAUUGAAAAGAAAACAGGUGCUAGUUUAAUUACCAGCUCCUCCUCUUGACGACAGCAGCAAAGGUGUGGCCGAGGCGGCGAGGCACAUAGAUAGGGGCGGGCAAGCUUGGCUUGGAUCGAUCUUGAGUGGAUAGAUCAACUGGAAGGGCGUAGCGGCAACGGCGUUGGGCGGGACCUAAGAUCUGACAUGUGUACGUGGCGAAGGGCAAAAGUACACGGCAUUGGAAUGGAUGACAUAUUAUCAAAUUUCUCGCAAAUGAUCGAGCAACCUAAGAGACAAAGUCAAUCGAAUUGAAAUGGUCCGCGUAUAGUGGAAGUGGGAUUGCACUAUACUCGUAUUAGGUAGAUGCACGGACGGACGUAAUACAAACGCUAGUUGACAGUUCCAAUUAAUCGUUCAUGCGACCCAAUUGAUUUAGUUCUAAACUUUCGCUCCAUACUACAACCUUCUCAUUUUUCUAUUAUCACGUUUUCUUAACCGCUAAACGGUGGAUUUUAUAUAAAAGAAAAAGAAAUACUCCAUCAUUUUACGUUAUAAGAUAUUUUUGACUUUGGUCAAAGUCAAAUUGUUUCAAUUUUAACCAAGUUUAUAGAAAAAAAUAGUAAUAUUUUCGACCCAAAAUAAAUUUAUUAUAAAAAUACAUUUAAUUAUUAAUUUAAUAAAAUUAAUUUGGUAAUAUAAAUAUUAUUAUAAUUGUUUAUAAACUUAGCUAAAUUUAAAAUAGUUUGACUUUGACCAAAGUCAAAACAUCUUAUAACCUGAAAUAGAGGGAGUAUAUUUAUAGAUUUUUUUAAAAAAAUAAAUCUAUUUUCUAAAUAUAUAAUAAUUCAUACUUACUUAAUCAAGCAUGCGUAUAUAUUUAGAAAUGGUCUGAUGGAUUGAGUGAGUCGUACUUAAGGACUAGAGCUAUGAGCAGUGUGAACGGAUAGACGUGCCAUCACAAAUAAUAUAAUGUAUUUAUUUUUUUAUGAAGAAAAAGAAGGAGCAAAAAUGAAAAAUAAGAAAAAAAGACAAUAAUAAUUAGUAGGAGUACCUACCAACCGUGGACUAGUAUUACCUGCUGACCAACCGACCUUGCAAAGGAGGCUUAUAUAUAUACUCCAGUAAAAGCUGCCUGUUUCAUCGAUCAUCGAUCACAGACAAAUUAAAGCAUACAGCAAUUGAUUCAGAGUAGUUAGCUUAACUAGCUCCUCUGCUUUAAUUAGUUUGCCCCUUCCAGGUAGAGUAUAUAUGGGUAGUAUAGGAGGAGUAGCGGUGGUGCUGGUGGGCAUGGCGGCGAUGCUGGUGGGCAUGGCGUCGGCGGCGACCUACAACGUGGGCGAGCCGGGCGGCGCAUGGGAUCUCACCACCAACUACACAAACUGGGUCGCCCAAAAGAGGUUCCAUCCAGGCGACCAGAUAGUGUUCAAGUACUCUGCUCAGCGGCACGACGUGGUGGAGGUGAACAAGGCGGGUUACGACUCGUGCUCCACCUCCACCUCCAUCGCCACCCACACCACCGGCAACGACGUCAUCCCCCUCACCUCCACCGGCACCCGCUACUUCAUCUGUGGCUUCCCCGGUCACUGCACCACCACCGGCACCGGCAACAUGAAGAUCCAGAUCGACGUCGUGCAGGCAGAUUCCUCCUCCGCCCCGGCGCCUGUGGCCACCACUACUCCCCCUUCGCCGCCCUCCUCCGCCGCCACCUCCCUCAAGGCCACCGCCGCAGCUGCCGUCCUACUCGCCGCCCUCCUCAUCAUGGCUUAAUUAAUUAAUACUCCUAGCUGCUAGCUUAUUUGUUUUCUUUUCCGAUCCUGAGAGAGCCAUGUAUACUACCAGUCCCAGCUAGCUUUUUGCUUGUAUCCUCAUCCAUCCGGAUUGAUUGUACUUAUAUGAUUAGUAUUUUAGUCUUUAGAGGAGGCAUUUGAUUAUAUAUAUGUCUAGUACUAUGUUGAUUAUCUCUCAUGCAUUAUUAUUAUUUAA
This is a messenger RNA of Oryza sativa Japonica Group (Japanese rice), 3213 nucleotides long. RefSeq names its product basic blue protein. The record is from RefSeq and is a predicted model, not a curated record. Gene Ontology annotation, molecular function: electron transfer activity. Lineage: Eukaryota; Viridiplantae; Streptophyta; Magnoliopsida; Poales; Poaceae. Gene Ontology annotation, cellular component: plasma membrane.